GGCAGUUUGAGUACGUCACACGAUCUGUGUGUGCUCUUCGUCAUUUUCAUGCGUUCUUUAAACAACCACAACAACCCAGCUCUCCAAAUGCAUUAUGAUUAUUAUUUGAGGAUUGUUAAACAAUGUAAAUGACAGCGGAGCCCAGAUAGAUAAGAUUAUUAUUCGAAUGAUUCGAAAUAACCUGUUAAUCUUUAUCAGCCAAUGCUGCAGUGAUGAAGAAUGAUGAAGAUCAGGAGACUCUGGGAGAGAAACUGUAUGAUCUGAUUUAUCCUAAAUACUCUGAGAUGACACCUAAACUUACAGGUAUGCUGCUGGAGUUGCCUGUUUCUGUUGUGGCUCAGAUGUUACAUGAUGAAGCUCUCCUGAAUAAAGCAUUGGAGAGAGCACUGACCGCUCUCACAUCAUCUGACCAUAGUGAACCUGUGUCUCACACUGAUGAUGCGGUGUCUGUGUCCUCCGACUCUCUGGGUGAACAGCUGUAUGACCUCAUUGACCUCUACAACACUGGACAUACACAGAAAAUAACUGGCAUGUUAUUGGAGCAGAAGAAGGAGGCGGUGCUUCAGCUGCUGUCGGAUCAUGUGCUCCUCGAGGAACGGGUCAAGAUUGCCUUGAAAACCUUGCAGGAGCAGGGUGACGAGGCGACAGACGUGAGUGACGGCUCAGACCGAGAGGAAGUGGAAUCCAUUGGCGAGACACUUUUCAGUUUUGUGCAUCAGUUAGACCCCGCCCACUCUGCUGACAUCACAGGGAUGCUACUGGAGAUGGAUUCUGGAACUCUGCGACAGAUUCUGUCCGACCGGAGCAUGUUGGAAGUUGCAGUUCAGAGAGCAAAAAGUGCACUGGAGGGGGUUUUGAGCCCAACACACACACAAAUGUCAGAAUGAGGAAUGGAAUGACUUGAGGAACUCUCUACUUGGGACUUUUGGGCCCAAAUUGCUGUACAUUUUACAUGUAUAUUUCAAAACUAUGUUUACAUGGACUUCUUUUCAUGGAUUAUUUUUUUAGGAUUUUUGCCACUUUUUAUUGAUAGGAAUAGGGAAGAUAAAAUUACUGUGAAAGAAAAAGGGUGGAAUUGCAUCAGGAAAACAAACAGGCCGGAUCUGAACCUGCAUGAGAGACUAAGCUAGAUGUGUCCGGACUCUAGAGCAUCUGCACUAAACAUUAGUUCAUGGUUUCGGCAUUCCAGGGGCGGCUGCACAUUUACAUUCUUCUGUUGAUUUGUGUCGUAUAAAUCAGCUAUAAAAUAAUAUAUGUCUGUAAAUAAAGAAUGAAGAGUUUCAUACUCUAGUUUUGUAUGAGAUUCAUGUAAAUUCUACUAAUAUUACAGCCAUGCAGAUAAUAAAGACAUGAUGAAAUGCUUUUAAGUACACAGUUUUCAA
Molecule: messenger RNA, 1382 nt
Organism: Pimephales promelas (fathead minnow)
Lineage: Eukaryota; Metazoa; Chordata; Actinopteri; Cypriniformes; Leuciscidae
Biological process (GO): positive regulation of canonical Wnt signaling pathway; protein polyubiquitination
Cellular component (GO): cytoplasm; nucleus
Molecular function (GO): RNA binding; ubiquitin-ubiquitin ligase activity
Source: RefSeq, a predicted model, not a curated record